AGUUUUAGAAGUAGAAGGGACUUUACUCAAAUUAUCUCAUAUUUAGUGUAAAUGCCUUAGUAUUCUAGUAAGUUAUUGCCUAAAAAAGUGCGAUGAGUUGAAAGGAAGCCUGUCCUGCAGCUUAACAGAGAGAUGAGAACAUAGAGAACCAGUGGUCGCGUCUAACAAGGUGUCUUGGGGAGCUGAGCUCAGUUUCUCGAGUCCUAGUCCGAGGUAAGUAACGUUCUAAAUAAAUUUAGGAAUGAGAAAGUAGCAGGAGUUCUACUGGUGUCUUUUUUUUUUUUUUUUUUUUUUUGGGUAAGCACAAGUACUUCUGAAACGAGAAAAUUCUUUUCGCUGGUCUUAGUGCAGGUGUUACAAUUAGAUAUUGCACCUUCAAGCGCUAACUAUAUGAAGUAGGCUCAACACCUCCAGUAAAACCAACCAGUCAUGACAUUCAAACCGUGACAAAGGAGUCCAAAGACUAGCUCUGGUUUUGCAUUUUGGCCAAUGCUCCCCCUCCAAGAGUUUCUUUCCUUAGGGGGCUGAGUCUUUUCAUCCCCAAUCCCGGCCAAGAGUCAAAACCCUGUUCCUUGGCUGGCCAGCGGGUGAUGACACAUAGAGGUCGGUCCACAUUCUCUCAAGGGCUGAACCGUUAAGUUAUAAACGGCCAUGUGACAGCCAUUCACCUUCCACUUGGGGCACUCACACCCGGGGCAGCCUGUACACUACGUCCCUCGCCAACAGCUUUCCUAGUAGUGCUCAAAUAGCAGAGCUGAGAGUCAACAGUCCACCCUCGGGCUUCAACUCUAGCUUCAACCUGUCUCCAGGAUAGGCAGGGGCCCCUUCCCAGCCCGGGCUUCCCCUCAGUGCCCCUUGGUCGACUGCAGCAGCCUCGGCGUUCUCUCCCCAGGGUAGCUGCCCACGUUGUGCCGGCAGGAGGUAGGCGGCCGCGGAGAGUGCAGAGAGGUGCUAACACGGUAGGAGCCAGGCGGAGCACUGGAAGCCGAGAGGCGGGGAAGAAGGCGUGUCGCCGGGCUCCAGUUUCCGGAAGGCGAGCCGGUUCGCUUUGGCGCUUUUAGCCGGCAGCAGACUGUGGGGGGGCUGAACAGCUAUUCAGUCGAGCUAGCAUCGCAGGUCGCCCCGGUCAAGGCCGGUAACGGCCGCAGGAGGGAGGGCGGCGGCGGCGGUGGUGCGAGUGUCUUCUGGCAAGGCGCGCAGGAACGCGGGAGUAGUCAAGAUGCAGCCCGUGUUCCAGAAUGCCAAAUCCAACCCUUUGCAAAACGCGAAUCUUUGCUCCCGCAUAUUCUUUUGGUGGCUAAAUCCCUUAUUUCAAAUUGGUCAUCAACGGAGAUUAGAAGAAGAUGAUAUGUAUUCAGUGCUUCCUGAGGAUCGUUCAGAAGUGCUUGGAGAACAGUUGCAAGGGUACUGGGAUAAAGAAGUUUUAAAAGCAGAAAAAGAAGCCAGAAAGCCCUCUUUAACCAAAGCAAUUAUAAAGUGUUACUGGAAAUCCUAUUUAAUUUUGGGCCUUUUUACACUGUUUGAGGAAAGCACCAAAGUAGUGCAGCCAAUAUUUUUGGGGAAAAUUAUUGAAUUUUUUGAACAGUAUGAUCCCCAUGACACUGUAGCUUUGAAUUGGGCCUACGGCUAUGCUGCUGCACUGUCUUUCUGUACACUCUUCUUGGCCAUACUUCACCACCUAUAUUUUUAUCAUGUACAGUGUGCAGGAAUGAAACUUCGAGUAGCCAUGUGCCAUAUGAUUUAUCGGAAGGCCCUUCGUCUUAGUAAUACAGCCAUGGUAAAGACAACUACAGGUCAGAUUGUGAACCUUCUCUCCAAUGAUGUGAACAAAUUUGAUCAGGUGACAAUCUUCUUGCACUUUUUAUGGGCUGGUCCAAUUCAGGCCAUCGCUGUAACUGCCCUUCUGUGGCUAGAAAUCGGAGUGUCAUGCCUUGCAGGAAUGGCAGUCCUGCUGAUCCUCCUGCCUUUACAAAGCUGCUUUGGGAAGCUCUUUUCCUCCUUAAGGAGCCAGACUGCUGCUUUCACAGACAUCAGAAUUAGAACCAUGAAUGAAGUUAUAAUGGGCAUAAGAAUAAUAAAAAUGUAUGCCUGGGAAAAGCCUUUUGCAGAUCUCAUUGCACAUCUCAGAAGGAAGGAAAUUUCCAAGAUUCUUAAAAGCUCCUAUCUCAGAGGGAUAAAUCUGGCCUCCUUCUUUGUUGCAAGCAAAAUAAUAGUAUUUGUGACUUUUACCACCUAUGUACUCCUUGGAAAUGUUAUCACAGCCAGUCGGGUGUUUGUUGCCGUGACAUUGUAUGGUGCAGUGAGAUUGACGGUUACACUGUUCUUUCCCGCGGCCAUCGAGAAAAUGUCCGAAGCUCGUAUCAGCAUAAAGAGAAUCAAGGAAUUCUUAAUACUUGAUGAAGUACACCCGUCUGGUAUACAACCACAAAAGGAUGAAAAAGCUCUGGUUCAUGUUCAAGACUUUACCAGUUAUUGGGAUAAGACAUUGGAAGUCCCAACUCUCCGAAACCUUUCCUUUACUGUCCGGCCAAGGGAAUUGUUGGCUGUGGUUGGACCUGUGGGAUCUGGCAAGUCUUCUCUUUUAUGUGCUGUGCUUGGUGAACUGCCACGGCAUGAGGGAUUGGUCACUGUAAAAGGAAGAAUUGCCUAUGUUUCUCAGCAACCCUGGGUAUUUUCAGGAACUGUUCGAAGUAAUAUUUUGUUUGGGAAAACCUAUGAAAAAGAAAGAUAUGACAAAGUGAUAAAGGCAUGUGCCUUGAAAAAGGAUUUAAAGCUUUUGGAAGAUGGUGACCUAACUCUGAUAGGUGACCGGGGCACUACACUAAGUGGAGGACAGAAAGCGCGAAUAAAUCUAGCAAGAGCAGUGUAUCAAGAUGCAGAUAUUUAUCUCCUUGAUGAUCCUCUCAGUGCAGUAGAUGGAGAAGUUGGAAGGCACUUAUUUGAACACUGUAUUUGCCAAACUUUGCAUGAGAAAGUCACGAUUUUGGUCACUCAUCAGUUACAGUACCUCCAAGCUGCAUCCCAGAUUCUGAUAUUAAAAGAAGGAAAAGUGGUGGAAAAGGGUACUUACACCGAGUUUCAAAAAUCUGGGGUAGAUUUUGGUUCCCUUUUAAAGAAAGAAAAUGAAGAAACAGAGCAAUCUCAAGUACCAGAAGUUCCCCUGCUGAGGAAUCGCUCCUUCUCAGAGUCUUCUAUGUGGUCCCAGCAUUCCUCUAAGCUUUCAUAUAGAGAAGGACCUGCUGAACAACAAGGAACUGAGGCCGUACCUGUUGGUGUAUCUGAAGAGAGCCGUUCUGAAGGACAUAUAGGUUUUAAGUCCUACCGGAAUUAUUUUGCAGCUGGAGCAAACUGCUUCAUCAUUGUUUUGCUUAUACUUCUAAACUUUUUGGCACAGGUUGCCUAUGUCCUCCAGGAUUGGUGGCUUUCUUACUGGGCAAAUGAACAGAGUAAAUUGAAUGUCACUGUAGACGGAAUCAAAGGAAAUGAAACCAGGAAGCUAGAUCUUAACUGGUAUUUAGGAACUUAUGCAGGAUUAACAGCAGUCACAGUUCUCUUUGGAAUAGUGAGAUGUCUCUUGGUAUUCUAUGUUCUCGUGAACGCUUCACAAACUUUGCACAACAAAAUGUUUGAGUCCAUUUUGAGAGCACCAGUAUUGUUCUUUGAUAGAAAUCCAAUUGGAAGAAUUUUAAAUCGCUUCUCUAAAGACAUUGGCCAUCUGGAUGACUUGCUGCCACUGACGUUUCUGGACUUCAUACAGACACUUCUCCAAGUGAUUGGCGUGGUAGCUGUGGCCAUGGCUGUGAUCCCAUGGAUUGCUCUCCCUUUAAUUCCACUUGCUAUAAUUUUCAUUUUUCUUCGAAGAUACUUUUUAGAAACAUCAAGAGAUGUGAAACGCCUGGAAUCUACAACUCGGAGCCCGGUAUUUUCCCACUUGUCGUCUUCACUUCAAGGGCUCUGGACCAUCCGGGCAUACAGAGCUGAGCAGAGGCUCCAGGAAUUAUUCGAUGCUCAUCAAGAUCUUCAUUCAGGUUUGUACAUCUUUGGGAACAUGCUUGAACCUGUUUUAUUCACGGGAACAAUGAGAAAAAAUUUGGAUCCUUUCGAUGAGUACACAGAUGAAGAAUUGUGGAAUGCCUUGAAAGAGGUACAACUUAAAGAAGCUAUAGAGGAUCUUCCAGGCAAAAUGGAUACUGAGUUGGCAGAAGCGGGGUCCAAUUUUAGCGUGGGCCAAAGACAGUUGGUUUGCCUUGCCCGAGCUAUUCUCAGAAAAAAUCGAAUAUUGAUUAUUGAUGAAGCAACAGCAAAUGUGGAUCCAAGAACGGAUGAAUUAAUACAGAAAACUAUUCGUGAGAAGUUUGAUCAGUGCACUGUGCUAACCAUUGCACACAGGUUAAAUACUAUUAUCGAUAGUGACAAGAUUAUGGUUUUGGAAGCAGGAAGACUGAAAGAAUAUGAUGAGCCCUAUGUUUUGCUCCAAAAUAACGAAAGCCUGUUUUAUAAGAUGGUGCAGCAAACGGGGAAGGCCGAAGCCGCCGUCCUCACCGAAAUAGCACAGCAGGUGUACUUCAGAAGGAAUUAUCCAGAAGUUACUCAGAAUGGCUACGUGGUUACGAACACUUCCAACGAGCGUCCCUCCCGUCCAGUUGUUUUCGAGACAGCACUGUGAUCUCUGCAGAAUGGGGACGUUAUGUCCAGAUCAUUAAGCUCUAAUGGGAUCCUCUUAGAGCAGAUGGACGUCUUUUAACAGUAGUUUUGCACUAUGUGACUAGAUUGUAUUUUUGUUAACUCUUAACAUAGAAGCAUAUAUUUAUGUACCAUAUGUUGUUAGUUUAUGUCAAUGUUUUCUGGUUUCAUCCAAUAAUUUUAAGUGCUAACAAAGCAAGA
Gracilinanus agilis (Agile Gracile Mouse Opossum) is the source of this 4884-nucleotide messenger RNA. It is a transcript of the gene ABCC4, whose product is annotated as ATP binding cassette subfamily C member 4. The transcript is spliced from 27 exons. Gene Ontology annotation, molecular function: ATP hydrolysis activity; ABC-type transporter activity; ATP binding. Gene Ontology annotation, biological process: transmembrane transport. NCBI's taxonomy places the organism in Eukaryota, Metazoa, Chordata, Mammalia, Didelphimorphia, Didelphidae. The record is from RefSeq and is a predicted model, not a curated record. Bases 1220 to 4666 code for a protein of 1148 amino acids. Gene Ontology annotation, cellular component: plasma membrane.